Actinia tenebrosa (Australian red waratah sea anemone) is the source of this 1220-nucleotide messenger RNA. RefSeq lists its product as uncharacterized. Lineage: Eukaryota; Metazoa; Cnidaria; Anthozoa; Actiniaria; Actiniidae. The record is from RefSeq and is a predicted model, not a curated record.
ACACGAUCCAAAAAGUUCUAGUAAAGAGUUUGACCCUAGUGAUCCACUAGUCGAUGACCUUUCGAGUGAUGAUUCUGACUCACAAGCGGAUCCCGAAGAGUCUGAAUUUCCACCGUCGAUUUGUGAUGUUAACGAAACGAAAGGUCCUAAAGUGCUAGAUUUCUUAGCCAAACGAGUGAACGAAUCGUUCACCUCGAAGCCAAUGGAGGAUAGAAUGAAACCUCUUGUGGAUAAAUAUCGCACUCCCGAAAAUUGCGGGCUAUUGUGCGUUCCACCAGUAAAUACUCCACUUUGGAACGAAUUGUCCCACAGGGCCAAAACGGCCGACUUAGGACUUCAAGAGGUGCAAAAAUCUGUUGUCAAGACUGCCCAGGUAAUAGUUUCACUUACUGAAACUGUGAUUCAAGCCAAGAAAAAGAAAGAGCUAAUGAAUCCUAAAGAUCUUGUGGGCUCGUUGUCCGAGGCCAUUUCUUUCAUCGGCAAUGCCGGUUACCAAAUGUCAUUAAAGCGCCGAGAACAUCUUAAACCCGAGCUAGGCAAAGGUUAUAAAUCAUUGUGUGCACCAUCCACUCCAAUCUCGGAGCUUCUCUUUGGCGACGACCUGUCAAAGAAUGUAGACGACAUCUCUAAAGCGAACGGGAUUGCCACAAAAAUUACAGGAAAUGAUCGAAGUGGAGGCAAUCGAAAACGCAAACGCGAAAACUACAAGCCUAGGGAUCAUUUUUUAUCCCGAAGAAACCCGAGUUCAUCUGCUCGGGACAAUCGCGACAACUACGAGAGCUACAAACCACAACGCCGCCCGUUCAACCAGAACAAACCCCAAACCAAAACACAAGAUUCAUACAAGGACAAGUGACCAAUGUAAGUGUCACACCUUCUAUAACAAGUUUUACAAUGGCCGGCAAUUUAGCUCUCAAGAUUGAUGAAUGGUCUAAGAUCACUUCUGAUUGCUGGAUUUUGCAAUCAGUCAAGGGUUAUCGACUCGAAUUCGAGUCAAUCCCGAAGCAAUUCAGAGCCCCAAAACAACGCUCUUUACCCUCAGAUGAGUGCGUGUUAAUCCAAUCUGAAAUCCAGAAGUGAUGCUCUAAAGGAGCUAUUGUAGAGACUAAUCAUUGCCCUAACGAGUUUAUCUCUACUUUGUUUCUGGUACCGAAAAAGACAGGUGAUCUUAGACCAGUUAUCAAUCUUAAACCUUUAAACGAAUACGUUCGUAAGAUUCG